Messenger RNA from Melanotaenia boesemani (Boeseman's rainbowfish), 2444 nucleotides. It is a transcript of the gene coq10a, whose product is annotated as coenzyme Q10A. Gene Ontology annotation, biological process: cellular respiration; ubiquinone biosynthetic process. Gene Ontology annotation, cellular component: mitochondrion. The transcript has 5 exons. Lineage: Eukaryota; Metazoa; Chordata; Actinopteri; Atheriniformes; Melanotaeniidae. Bases 451 to 1200 code for a protein of 249 amino acids. Gene Ontology annotation, molecular function: ubiquinone binding. The record is from RefSeq and is a predicted model, not a curated record.
UCAGACAGAAGAAAGGAACAGCUUGUACCGUCACCGGCGUUUUAUUUAGCAGCAGAAGGUCGUCCGCAGCUGGACGGAAUUUGACAGAAUUUCACAUUGAAAGUUCUGUAUAUUUUCCAGUUUAUCCACCGUUCAUACUCUAGAUACAGAGUAAUGUGAGUAUUAUUGAAAAAGUACAGGAACGCGGCCCUACGUCGCGUUUGGUUGGGCUGUUAUGAAACCUCAUUAGCCAGCGUUAGCCGUUUACCAAUUUAACCAGUGUUAGUUACGCUCAAAGCUUUAAAAAGGGUUGGAGAAGCAGUUCCAGUAAAGCUAGUAGACUAGCUAGCGCUACUUGUUACAUAACCGCUUUCAAGCAGUGGCCUGGGAUCCUGAAUCCCACUGCCCGCCUUGUUUUGGACCAGACCCGGGAAACAGCUUGUCAGACCCAGGAUCUCACUGGCUGGUUUGAUGGCAGCCACAGCCGGUGCCCGGCGGUUACCCAUGGGUGUGCGGACAUUCAGCGACUUUCUCCAAAUUGCCACUGUGGGCUCCCCUCGCUCGUGUCGUACAGCUCUAACAAGAGGAUGCGUGCGGCAAAACAUCAGACACCUGUCAUCGUGUGGCAUAUUGAUGACAAGAAGUCCCAGGGUACUUUGCCUUCAUGACUGGGACACAAUGGCGACCGUUUCCCAAAGCAGAAGCUUCAUCAGCCUCACCAACAAAAGGAAGGAGUACUCUGAGCGUAGGAUACUUGGUUAUUCUAUGCAGGAAAUGUAUGAUGUGGUAGCCAAUGUUGAUGAGUAUAAGCACUUUGUGCCUUGGUGUAAGAAGUCUCAGACCAUCAUGAGAAGAGCAGGUCACGCCAAAGCCCAGCUUGAAGUGGGAUUCCCUCCAGUUGUGGAAAGAUACACGUCGAUGAUCACUAAUGUUAGGCCUCAUCUCGUCAAAGCAGUGUGCACAGAUGGAAAGUUGUUCAAUCAUCUGGAGACAAUAUGGCGUUUUAGUCCUGGCAUUCCUGGUUACCCUCGCACCUGCACAGUAGACUUUUCUAUAUCCUUCGAGUUCCGCUCCUUGCUGCACUCCCAGUUAGCCACCAUGUUCUUCGAUGAAGUUGUAAAGCAGAAUGUUGCUGCCUUCGAGCGGCGAGCCUGCAAGCUUUAUGGUCCAGAGACUCGAAUCCCACGAGAGCUGAUGUUUCACGAGGUGCAUCAAACGUGAUCUCAGCAACUGCAUGUCCUCAUCUGGCCUUAAAGUAUACCAACCUUUAGCCCAUUUAUACAUUCAAACCUGCAUGAUGCAGCCUAGUCAGUCCCCACGUUCAAUCUCCAAUGCUAUAUAGAUAUAGCAGCCUACUGAGGACAUCUAAUUCUUGUAACCAUUACUUUGGAAAUCCUGCCUCACCAAGUUCUUGCUUCUCUCCUUCCUCCUCAUGUUAAGUCUGUCUACCUCCACUUCAGUCUUUGUUACCAGAACCUGCCAUUGCUUUCACUCCACAGGAGUAACGAGCUGUAUUUAUGUAAACAAAACAGUAAAUCAUUAUAUUAUGUAACCAGUGAUAGAGUCGGCUGUUAUUUUAAAACCCCCACCACUCCUUACCCAGUUUCCCUUUUUUUUAAUGAGACAGAGAGGCUCUUGGUGCUACAUCUGCAGAAGAACUAAAUAUACAUCACCAUGUUCACUUUAACACUGGGAUCAGCUGAUCAUACUGUAUUGUGAAAGCACAGUCUUUGCCUUUUACCAUUUGUUCUUCAAAUGGAAGUUUUAAUAUAUUAUUUGACAGAAAGUAGUGUUUUUUGCUGCAAAAUAUUUCAUUCUUUUUAAUUUAUUCAGCAUUGGAUGUAUGGAAGCUUUUGUUUUAUUGGGGAUUAUUAAAGAUGCCAUGUUCUGGGACAUCAAGUGUGUUGUCACUGACAGUAUUAUGAAGUGUUAUGUUUCUCAAAGGGAUAAGGGGACGUUUCUUAAUCGACACUGCUGUCUCGCUUGAACAGGGUUUCAUAAAUGUAGCUUUAACCUGGCUGUUGUGCUGUGAGGAUUGUAUUUUUGAACAUUGAGACUUGGUCUGCCAUUUUUAAUAAUGCCUUAUUUUACAGCCCAGCACCAGAAACCAUCAGUUUAGGUGGGGCUUUUAAAAUUUGCACAAUAUGUCUGAAUGAAGUCAUGAAUAUGCUGGAGUGUGCUGUGAAAAUGCUGUGAAUGGAAAGUACAACAAAAUUCACAGAUUGAAUUGAAGAAAAGGAGAAAAAAAAUUCAACUUUAUUCUUGAUGUAGUGUGUUUUUAUGAACAUGUAAAGUUAAAUCAGAAUUUGUGGACUGCAUUAUACAUGAUGCUGCUUUAUAUGGAGGUUAGAUGGGGGCGCAUGAUGUGUAGAUGGGGUCUUUUUUAGGAGGAUGACUGCACUCGUGUAUAUUUUCAUUCUAAAACAUUCUGGUGGGCUGUAGAAUAAAACAUUACAAAUAAUUUA